AAUAUAUAGCACCCACUGAAGGCAGGGAUGUAGACAGAAAGAACGGGGGUGGGGGAAGGAAGGAAAGCACGCGUCGCCAGGAUCCAGCUGUUUUCUAACAUACCUAAUCCUACGGAAGCUAGAAAGAUAUCGGAAGCAAGGAAGAUAUCGGAAGCGAGGGCAUCCCUCAAAUUCGAGAGGGCGGAUGCCUCUAGGGCUAGAGAGACUCCCUGGCCCUCUUUAACAGAGCGACUGGGAGGGGACAAAAUGGAGUUGAGGUUUAGGGGCAUCCUAAAGGUCGUUUGGAGGUCUAGCAAGCACUUCAUGGUCUCCUCUGGAAAGGGCCGUGGCAAAGCCUACUACCCCGAUCAGGAGGAUGACUUCUAGCCCUCGGGAUGCGGUGAGCGGCAGGAAGAGGCAGGCUGGGGUUCCGAGGUCCCCAGACUCCAUCACAGGAGGUUACUAUAACCUAGGGAAUCUUCCCGGCCCCAGCGGAGGCGAGCGGAUAGAUAGCCCUAGCUCAAGAAAAAAAGCGAGCCGAUUCCAGCAGCUGGAAUGCCCACCCAACCUCCUCCCGGCUCAGGUGAGGUAAGCCAGUCCCCACCUGGAGAUGGGGCCCUGGUACCGACAGGGCAGGGGUGCCGGGGCCGCAGCCUCCCCAGCCAGGGAUACUCACCCGAGGGGCGGCCCACCGCGUCUUCGCAGCCGGCCGGCGCCUGGCACUCGGGAAGCUCGCAAAAAGGAACCGCGUGCCCGCUAGCGCUGGGACGAGGAGGAGCGCGCCACGGAGGCCAGAGAAAAAGCCGCAGCGGCGCGCGCGCACCCGGACCGCCGGCGGAGGCGGGGCUCAGCGCGAUCCCGGAAAAGACGCGCCCGGAGGGGCGGGCGGAGCGGGGGCGCGCGGUGGUGUGGCAGAGCCAGCCGAAUCGCUGGCUGCAGACGGCUCGGCCCACCCACGCGCCCGCCCCCGCUCGCCCGGGACGUCAGCCGAAAAGGCGGAGCCGAACGGGCUUCCCGGGGAGAGGGAGGGGCGCUGCGGGGAAGGCGAGGCGUCUAACGGCUCGCCUCAAGUUGUUGUUCCCGCUGGCGAGCCGCUUCUGUCAGGCUCGCUGCUGGUGUACUUGA
Molecule: messenger RNA, 1104 nt
Organism: Piliocolobus tephrosceles (Ugandan red Colobus)
Lineage: Eukaryota; Metazoa; Chordata; Mammalia; Primates; Cercopithecidae
Product: translation initiation factor IF-2
Source: RefSeq, a predicted model, not a curated record